AAUUAUUCCGUGCGUUUUUAACACGAGGAUGUUUAGCAAUGGCAGACGAAAGAUGAUUUUAGCACGCCUUGUUGUGCUAUUUGCUUUUAUUGCUGAAAUAAUUUGUAGCUGCAAUGAUACUAGUUGCAACAAUAAACAGAUUAAUCCAUUAGGUCCAUUAAUCCAGUGCUCCUUUCUCCCAGAUGAUUUUGUAAUAUGUGAUGAACCGGUAACAGUAAACAAAUCUGCAAGGGAGACAUAUGGAUAUGGUUGCUACAAGUAUGGUGGCAUUCGAUAUGAAGAUGUAUUGUUUACGAAAGUUACGUGCACAGCAUUAGAAGGAAUUGAAUGUUCUGGAAGUCGCUCGUUUUUGCGUGGAAAUGUUCCUUGUAUAAAAUAUACUGGGCAUUAUUUUGUGACAACAUUACUAUAUUCUGUUCUUCUUGGUUUUUUUGGAGUGGAUAGAUUCUGCUUGGGACAUACUGGCACUGCUGUUGGAAAACUAUUAACAAUUGGAGGGCUUGGAAUCUGGUGGUUUGUUGACAUCAUAUUGCUGGUCACUGGAGAAUUACAGCCAGCUGAUGAAAGUAAUUGGAAUCCAUACUAUUGAUGGUGUUUUGUUGGGUUUUUAUAUUUAUUUUUGAAUUGUACAUAUUAGAACAAAAAUAUUUUUUUCCCAGUUCUGUAACAAAUUUAUUUUUGACAAAAGACCUUUUGGUGAGAAA
Messenger RNA from Hydractinia symbiolongicarpus, 704 nucleotides. RefSeq names its product TM2 domain-containing protein 2-like. The record is from RefSeq and is a predicted model, not a curated record. NCBI's taxonomy places the organism in Eukaryota, Metazoa, Cnidaria, Hydrozoa, Anthoathecata, Hydractiniidae. The transcript is spliced from 4 exons. Bases 29 to 589 code for a protein of 186 amino acids.